CUAGUCACGGCUGACCUGAAUAGAAACCAUUAUCAGUUAACCUAAAAAUUGGGGACAACUGGCUAUCGCAAACAACAGACCGGGCUAAUUCAUAACAGACUGGAGCCAUGUUGUUUGUCCUAAGCAUAAUUGUAUUCCUGUCUGUUAGCACGGUGGCAGCGCAGGAUUGUCAUGACAUUGAUCCAGCAGCGUGUCAGAUGAUGGCAAACCAAAGACCGGAUCUUUGCUCUGACGAAACAAUCGCUAAAACUGCUUGUCCACAAUUCUGUAAAAAAUGUCCGGUUACUUGCUACCACUGCAAUGCGACUGUGAAAGAUUAUCAUCUAUGUAACACGACGACGGCCUGCCCAGAAGGACAGAUGUGCAUGAGAAAAGAAUUGAAAUCUGCAAUAGACGGACACCAUGAAUAUGAAAUGACGUGUGCAGAAAAACAGGCGUGUGACGAUCCCUGGAGUGGUUUAAGUGCUUUUGGAAAACGUGACAUGGUAUCACGUGAUGUGUCAGUAACCUGUUGUUCGGAUGACCUCUGUAAUUACCCCGAACCUCCAACAACACCUGGAACAACAACAACACGAUCAACAUUUACAGGUUGCAUCCGUGACUUGGUGUUGAUUGUUGAUGAGUCGACAAGUGUCAAAAGGUACCACAGCGAAAUAAACAGGUUUCUUCAUGACGUUGUUGCCCCUUUGCCCGUUAACGAUGCAGAAGUACAUGUGUCUCUCGGAUUGUUUGCAACGGCUUCUAGAACGAUAUUUGAUCUUGAUGACCUCCAUUCCAAGUCAGCGGUACUGCACGCAUUAGGUAGCCAGACACUACAUGGAGGCACUGGAGACGUCGACGAAGGUUUAAAGUAUGCAGUAAACCACGCCUUGACACCCGCCGCCGGCGAUCGCCCAUCUGCAAAAAAUGUUGUGAUUAUAAUCACUGAUGAUGGAACAAAAAACAGAGCACUGCUGACGUCCUUAGAGCAUGCGGUACAUUCGAAGGCUGAUGUCAUUUCCAUUGAAAUUGGAAGCGUGCUUUUUGCUCAUCUAGCAUCGGAUACACACAAUGCAUUUCAUCUUUUAUUACCGACUAGCCUUUCGCAGAUUGCAAAAAAAGUCUCUGAUUUGGUAUGUAGCUAGGAAAAUAAAUGGAAACAAGCAUG
Molecule: messenger RNA, 1147 nt
Organism: Mercenaria mercenaria
Lineage: Eukaryota; Metazoa; Mollusca; Bivalvia; Venerida; Veneridae
Exons: 6
Coding region: 108-1124 (338 amino acids)
Source: RefSeq, a predicted model, not a curated record